ACUCAUCACACACCAAGAGUCAUCUAUACAUAAACAGAUUUUUCGAACCCACGCGCACACCCCCACCCCUGAUCCAUCAUCACAGUGCGGGAUAUAUUUGAAUGACAAUGCUUUAUGCUGUGCAAUCACACAGCUGCCCUUUCUGUCGUUUUUUUUAUAAAGCACAGUGGCCUGGCUCAGAGACAGCAUUGAGGGCUUAUACAGUCUGAUGCCAACAUAACCAUGGGAAAGAUCAUAUUUUACGAAGACAGAAACUUCCAGGGGCGCUCUCACGAGUGCAGCAGCGACUCUGCAGACCUUCACUCCUACUUCAACAGAUGCAACUCCAUCAGGGUGGAGAGCGGCUGCUUCAUGGUGUACGAGAGGCCCAACUACAUGGGCAACCAGUACUACCUGAAGAGGGGGGAGUACAGUGAUAACCAGCGCAUGCUUGGCAUGAGUGACUGUGUCCGAUCUUGCCGUAUGAUCCCCCAGCACCGAGGCUCCUUCAGGAUGAGACUUUACGAAAACUUCGACAUGUCUGGCCAGAUGCACGAGCUGAUGGAAGACUGCCCAGACGUCCAGGACCGCCUUAGCAUGUCUGAAUUUAACUCCUGUAACGUGAUGGACGGCCACUGGCUGCUGUACGACCAACCCAACUACAAGGGCAGAGCGUACUACCUGAGGCCGGGAGAGUACCGGAGAUACAGCGACUGGGGAGGAGUCAGCCCGAGAGUUGGCUCCAUCAGAAGAAUCACAGACUUCUGAAGUUCGCUUCAGUGCAUCUUUCCUUGAGUUUAAUUGUCUGUUUUACCAAUAAAUGUCAACUGCUUCAUGAAAAACAUUCACAUUUUAUUCUGUGUAUCUGACACCUCUCAGCCUCAUGACUGAACAAAGAUUUAUUGACAGUUUGUAAAACACCUCUUGAAUAUGAGAGUGCAGAGUUCUUCUUGCUGCUGUUUGUUACAGCUGUGACUUUAAUCUACUGUCUGGCUAAACAAUGUAUGUACCGCAGCUUCUGGUCAGCUCCUACAGUGUAGUUUAAUCUCCUCUAUGCUAGGCUUCCAUACCAAACAAUACAUGAGUUGCCCUCUCCCACUUUUCGCCCCUGAUGGGAUAAGCCGGUCUCUAUACGGGCAGGAUUUAUCCAUAUGAUCAGAGAGUAGCAACACAGACUGGAGAGUGUGGGACGGUAAACUGACGUCGGAGUGUGAACUGAAAGUUAAAAAUAAGU
This is a messenger RNA of Epinephelus moara (kelp grouper), 1213 nucleotides long. RefSeq names its product gamma-crystallin M2-like. The record is from RefSeq and is a predicted model, not a curated record. Bases 223 to 747 code for a protein of 174 amino acids. The transcript has 3 exons. Gene Ontology annotation, biological process: lens development in camera-type eye; visual perception. Gene Ontology annotation, molecular function: structural constituent of eye lens. Lineage: Eukaryota; Metazoa; Chordata; Actinopteri; Perciformes; Serranidae.